GGCCUCCCUCUCCUCCCUCCCCAGGCGGGCUCGGUUGCGUGGCGGGACUCGGGUCCGAACUGAGGUGCUGUCGGGACGCGGCGGCGGCGGCGGAAAAUGGCGCUGACUCAGGGGACCAAGCGGAAAGUCUGCUACUACUACGACGGGGACAUUGGAAACUAUUAUUAUGGUCAAGGUCACCCCAUGAAGCCCCACAGGAUCAGGAUGACUCACAACCUCCUUCUCAACUAUGGCCUUUACAGAAAAAUGGAAAUCUAUCGACCCUACAAGGCCAGUGCCGAAGAGAUGACCAAGUACCACAGCGAUGAUUACAUCAAGUUUCUGCGGUCAAUUCGCCCCGAUAACAUGUCUGAAUACAGCAAGCAGAUGCAGCGAUUCAACGUUGGAGAAGACUGCCCUGUGUUUGAUGGCCUGUUUGAGUUUUGCCAGCUUUCUACAGGAGGCUCUGUGGCGAGCGCCGUGAAGCUAAACAAGCAGCAGACGGACAUCGCGGUGAACUGGGCCGGAGGCUUGCAUCACGCCAAGAAAUCGGAGGCUUCUGGCUUCUGUUACGUUAAUGACAUCGUCCUGGCCAUCUUAGAGCUGCUGAAGUACCACCAGAGAGUGUUGUAUGUUGACAUUGACAUCCACCAUGGCGACGGUGUGGAGGAAGCCUUCUACACCACAGACCGUGUCAUGACCGCGUCCUUCCAUAAGUAUGGGGAAUAUUUCCCAGGAACUGGGGAUCUGCGGGACAUUGGUGCCGGUAAAGGAAAAUAUUAUGCUGUCAACUACCCUCUCCGGGAUGGGAUCGACGAUGAGUCUUAUGAAGCCAUUUUCAAGCCGGUGAUGUCUAAAGUGAUGGAGACAUUCCAGCCGAGUGCCGUUGCACUACAGUGUGGCUCGGAUUCCUUAUCUGGGGACAGGUUGGGUUGUUUUAAUCUGACCAUUAAAGGUCAUGCCAAGUGUGUGGAGUUCAUCAAAAGCUUUAAUUUACCUAUGCUGAUGCUGGGAGGGGGCGGCUACACGAUCCGUAACGUGGCCCGGUGUUGGACGUACGAGACGGCUGUGGCAUUGAACACAGAGAUCCCAAAUGAGCUUCCUUACAACGAUUAUUUUGAAUACUUUGGCCCGGAUUUCAAGCUCCACAUCAGCCCUUCCAACAUGACCAACCAAAACACCAACGAAUACCUGGAAAAGAUAAAGCAGCGUCUCUUUGAGAACCUGCGGAUGCUCCCCCAUGCCCCUGGAGUGCAGAUGCAGCCGAUUCCGGAGGAUGCCGUGCCAGAGGAGAGCGGUGACGAGGAUGAGGAAGACGCUGACAAACGGAUUUCCAUCCGCUCUUCGGACAAGAGAAUUGCCUGUGAGGAGGAAUUCUCAGACUCUGAGGAUGAAGGGGAAGGGGGCCGCAAAAACGUCGCCAGCUUCAAGAAGGCUAAACGGCCAAAAACGGAAGAGGAGGAGGAAGAGGAGGAGAAGAAAGAAGUAAACGAGGAGGAGAAGAGAAAAGAUGAACCAGCAGAGGCCAAAAGCAUAAAGGAGGAGAUGAAAUCCACCUAAGACUGUCUGGACAGCCGGGGAACGCCACACCUCCCUGGUUCUCCCAUCUGGCCGCCUGAUUCCCUCCAUGAGAUUUGUAUUUUGUAUGUUACUGUUGAUUAUUUCUACACAUCUCCUGGGGGCCUGAGACCUGGCUGCCCUUCCCCGGGUGAGCUUCCGGGGGGGUCCUGAGCAGGCUUAGCCCCAGGGGGUGCCGCUCACAAGGCCCCCGCCCCUCACGCCCCUUUUGCUUCCGCAUUGGGGAGGUUUGCGUGUUCCCUUUUGAAAAGCAAGCCCCAAACUUCCCUCUGCCCUGUCCUUCCUUGCAUUUUCAAAGGAUGACUCUCCUCUGGGAGAAGAUAAUUUUCCAGGGGAAGCGGGUCAUCCGUUUUCCCUUUCCUUUCCUAGUUUUCUGAGGUAUGGAUACAGCCAUAAAACUUUGGAAGAAUUAUUUUUGGGGGUGGGGAUGGAGGGGUCGGAGGUCAGAAUCCCAAAACGUCGGAUCCGUCUGCAGGCCUUGGAAGGGUUGCUCCCUUUUGAGCAGCCGGGCCUCCACGUUUGUGGCACCUCGGCACCCCAGGCCCUGCUGGGGACAUCAGCCCUGGCUCUUGCCCUGCCAGCAAGCGAAGGGACAGGAGUUGCUGGUUCCAGUUGCGUCCCGUUUGUAGCGGGGAAAAAGGGUGGUCCUUCCGUUGGAGCCGGGUGCAGAUGCGGAUGUCUCCGCGAUGCCGUUGGAGUUUCGCUUAGGAAUUGGCACGUGAGCCUCAAGGGGCACGUGGGAAAACACCCCCUUGAGCGAUGGCUCUUCGGAAGGGGCGUCUCCCUAAACGAAGCAGCCAGCCCAGACCUGCGCCCGUUCCUGAAUUGCGCUGUGCUUCCAGGAGGGCUCCAGAGGCAGCGCUGGCUCCCUAGCUGGCAGGUGCGGUGGGGGGUUCCAGGGGACCCAGGAGGGGGGAGGCAGAGCGUAUGCAGAACGUCACUGUUAGGGGUUGACCCCAGCAAUGCUGCUAAUUUUGCCAUGUCACUCUUUCGGGGUGGAGGGGGGGUUAUUUUUUUAAGCCUUUGGUUUAGCUGUUUUUUUUUUCCAGUCGCUUGGACGCAAAUGCCCUGCAGUUUGUUCCUACUCUUUGAUACUUGUACUGGUGAAAUGAAAGAUCAUUGUAUGUGUGUGUUCUGGGGGCGGGAUGGGAAGAUAUAUAUAUAUAUAUAUUGUUUUUUUAAAAGAAAAGAUAAGUUUUUAUUUUCGUUUUUUGGAGGAAAAAAGCAUCUUUGUAAUAAAAUGGGUCUGUUUUUCUGUUUUC
Molecule: messenger RNA, 2819 nt
Organism: Candoia aspera
Lineage: Eukaryota; Metazoa; Chordata; Lepidosauria; Squamata; Candoiidae
Gene: HDAC1
Product: histone deacetylase 1
Exons: 14
Coding region: 97-1539 (480 amino acids)
Biological process (GO): negative regulation of transcription by RNA polymerase II
Cellular component (GO): NuRD complex; nucleus
Molecular function (GO): histone deacetylase activity
Source: RefSeq, a predicted model, not a curated record